This is a messenger RNA of Benincasa hispida (wax gourd), 1289 nucleotides long. Its product is annotated as lysM domain receptor-like kinase 3. The record is from RefSeq and is a predicted model, not a curated record. Gene Ontology annotation, biological process: protein phosphorylation; innate immune response. Gene Ontology annotation, molecular function: ATP binding; transmembrane receptor protein kinase activity. NCBI's taxonomy places the organism in Eukaryota, Viridiplantae, Streptophyta, Magnoliopsida, Cucurbitales, Cucurbitaceae.
ACAUGUAUUGACAAUAGUUGUUGCAAUACUAUCAACAUUGACACUACUUUCAUUGGGCUUAUUGGCUAUCAUCUUCAUAAGGAGAAAAUUAAAGAAGUCACGCCAUAACAACCAGCUCCAAAAUUCAAAACCUCCCUCCCGGAGUUUUACCUUUUUUGGAACCUCCAGCUUCCAAUAUCCGCUAUCCAAGUCCAAAUCAGAAGCUCAAAAAACUUCAUUUAGAAAAGAAGUUUCAGGAUUUGAAUCAGAAAAAACAAUGAUUUUUACCAUUGAGGAGAUCCAAGAGGCUACGGCUAACUUCGAUGAAUCUCGCAAGAUUGGAGAGGGUGGAUAUGGAACUGUUUACCAUGGAGUAUUAAAUGAACAGGAGGUUGCAAUUAAGAAAAUGAAAUCUAAUAAAUCCAAAGAGUUCUUCGCAGAAUUAAAAGUUCUGUGCAGGAUCCAUCAUAUUAAUGUGGUGGAACUUUUAGGAUAUGCUAGUGGAGAUGACCAUUUGUAUUUGGUUUAUGAGUAUGUUCAAAAUGGAUCGCUUAGUGAUCAUCUACAUGAUCCUUUGAAAAAAGGAUACCAAGCUUUAUCAUGGCCUACAAGAACACAAAUAGCUCUGGACACAGCGAAGGGUAUUGAGUACAUUCACGACCAUACUAAAGCACGAUAUGUUCACCGUGAUAUCAAGACGAGUAAUAUCCUUCUUGAUGAAAGCCUUGAAGCGAAGGUUGCAGAUUUUGGACUAGUAAAGUUAGUUGGACGAACAAACGACGAGGAGCUCGUAGCGACCCGACUGGUCGGAACACCGGGCUACCUUCCUCCAGAAUCUGUAAAAGAGCUACAAGUGACACCCAAAACGGACGUAUUUGCAUUUGGAGUAGUUUUGGCGGAGCUAAUUACAGGAAGAAGAGCUCUGGUUCGAGAAAGCCAAGAGCCAAAGAGAACCAAAUCACUAAUCACGCUUAUUUAUUCAAUAUUCCAAGGGGAAAACUCUGAGGCUGUUCUGGAAGCCGUCGUGGAUGAAAAUUUGCAUGGAAGCUACCCGAUGGAAGAUGUUUACAAGAUGGGGGAGAUAGCGGCGUGGUGUUUGAACGAAAAUCCGGUGGGGAGACCAGAGAUGCGUGAAAUUGUUCCUUUGCUGUCGCAGCUUAUGACGUCCGCCGUCGAGUGGGAGGCCUCACUCGGUGGUAACAGCCAGGUUUUCAGUGGCCUCUUCACCGGACGAUGAUCCAAAUUUCAAACUCAAAUUCCAUAUAUACCCUUUCUCUUCGUCUUUUAUCUUUUUUUAUCUUUUUUUUUUU